Gryllus bimaculatus (two-spotted cricket) is the source of this 5381-nucleotide messenger RNA. The record is from the annotation of a GenBank genome assembly. NCBI's taxonomy places the organism in Eukaryota, Metazoa, Arthropoda, Insecta, Orthoptera, Gryllidae.
UAUCGAUUGUUGACGCCGGAAGUGACAGCAUGCUCUGUCACCCCACCCUCAUUUUCACCCUUCCCGGACCAACUACGCUGCCCUUCUGUUUUAUACGUCGUAUGUAAUAUCUUACACUACAUUUUACCAGGAAUGUUAAGAUUAUCGAUCAUACUGGAUGACUGAUAACUAGAAGAUAAGGAUUCUGUGACAAUCAGUAGAGUUACAGAAUAGCCCGCAUGGGCAAUGUUUUUGGACAAUACAGUAGGACGGAUGCCUUCGAUACCCACAAACUGGGCAAUUGAGUGAAUUCUGGAGAAUUUCUCGAAGUACGUCCAUAAUUAAAAUGUGAUUUAUUCACAAUCUCUAGAAUACUUUAAUUGUGUUGACAACCAGGAAAUUUGCCGCUUUGGUGUGUUUAGUGUCAUAUUUGGGCUUCAUUUGCAUGCUGUAUGCAAAUACAAGUUUUCGUCGAUACUACAGAUCAGAUUUUUUAGACGAUGAUAUAAUGAGCACAGAAAUGUUUUGAACUAUCUAUUCACCUUGAAAAUGAACAUGAAUACCAUGGUUGAAACCAGAGAAACUGUAAUGACUUGGAAUGAUAUUGGAAAGGCUUGGUAUGCUAAUUGGCAAUUAGCAGCCUUAAUUAUUAUAGGCGCAGUGGGACUUCUAACUGCUGUAGUGGUGUUACUAUGGCUCAAGAACCAGAUGUUGUCCACCAGCAAGCACAGGGAGCUAGCUGGUGGGAGAUCGGAAAGCCAGGAGUGGAUUUUUCACCCGGUUAUGAAACCACCCCUAGAAGCAUGUGAUUCAGCUGGAGUCCAACCUGUGUCCAGCCUUCCUUCUCUUCCAGAAGUGAUGACUAGGCAGGAGGAAAGAAGACCUGAGCCAAGACGCAUAAAGGCUAAAGGGUUGUUGGAACGAAGGGGCUCCUCAGCGAGUCUUACUAUAGAUCUGCAUCCGAGUCAGGAGAACUUGGCAUCAGUUGCGAUCCCUACAAGGGAAUGUACUGCUGAAGAAUAUUUAUUAUCUGCUGGCAAUGUUUUAAGUCGUGCACAAUUGAGAUCUUGUUUGAAAGACUGCAGAGUGUUGCACAGGGAAUUUUGGGAUAUACCUUCAAAUCAUCCUGAAAAAUCUGAAGUGGCUGGUAGUGGCACUAAGAAUAGAUACAGAUCGAUUUUGCCUAAUGAGAGAUCCCGUGUGAGAUUACCAUCUGCGAGUGAUGACUUAUUAGCAGGGUAUAUUAAUGCUAAUUAUAUAAGGGGAUACGAUGGCGAAGAACGAGCAUAUAUUGGUACUCAAGGCCCUCUUCCUCACACUGUUGCUGAUUUUUGGUUGAUGAUAUGGCAUGAAUGCUGCCCUGCAAUUGUUAUGAUUACUAAGUUUUGGGAAAAAGGUCGCCCAAAAUGUGAACAAUAUUUCCCACAAGGAGAACCAAACAGUGAAUCUGUUGUAUAUGGAGAAUUAACUGUUCAAGUUACCAAAAUUGUGAUUAGAGAUGGCUACACCAUUCGGGAACUGUUAGUUCAGCAUGGUGAAGAGAAACGACAUGUGUUACACUUUUGGUAUGACACCUGGCCUGACCACAAAACCCCGCCUAGUGCUCAUUCAUUGGUGGCUAUGGCCAGAGAAGUGGAGGGAAUGAGACAGCACCCAUUGUCUCCUGGAAGCUGUCCAGCUACUCCUCGGGUCAUCCAGGAAGGCCUUCUGAGGCAGCUGGACGAUGGGCCAGAGUGGCUGGCAGGGGGGCCGGUGGCAGUACAUUGCAGUGCUGGACUCGGCCGAACAGGUUGCUUUAUCGCUCUGUCUAUAGGAAUGUGCCAACUGUUAGAGGAGAACAAUGUGGAUAUCUUGGGCAUUGUGUGUCAAAUGCGUUAUGACAGGGGUGGUAUGAUUCAGACUGCAGAGCAGUAUGAAUUUGUUCAUAGAGCUCUCUGCUUAUUUGAACGAUCUUUGCCAGAUCAAUCUGGGGAAUGAAUUUCUUUAUUGUAGGAUGUACAACAACGUCCUGGAUGAUUUAUACUUACAUGAAGUUGUUAUGGAGACCCUGGUGUCUUUAAUAGGCCAGUAAGCUGUGUUUGUGCAGGCUAUGGUACUACAAAAUAAAAUGCAUAGUACAAAAAAAUAAUAUUGUUAGGUUUAAAUGAAACCUUACCUAAUGAUAACCAGAUGUAUUCACUGUGGUGUAAUCAAUGUACUUCUGGAUGUGGAUUGUGAAGUUGGGUAUUUGUAAGCUCAAAAUGAGGUUCAAAAUAGCACCUUGAAUUGUUACCUGUGGAAAUUACUUAAAUUACUUUGCAUUUCUUUUUUUUUUAGUUUGUUUCCUUCAACAAAAUGAAACAAUUAAAAUAUUUUUCUUUUACAUGUGUGCGUUUUAUGCAAUCACAAGCAAGUUGUUUUUAGAACAAUUGACAAAACAGAAAUCCAUAUCCAAUCAAAGCUUAUACAUGUCUUAAUGUGUCAAAAAUAAAGGAUACAUCAGAGAUAAAUUCAAGUAAAGGAGACUUAGAAAUAAAGGAUAUUGUACCUUGCUUACUGAGGAGAUAUUUUAUUUCUUGGGUAACACUUGGAUAAUGCAUUCUUACGAGGAGGAUCUGUGGCACAAUCUAUUAUAAUUCUAGUACAAUCAAAUUGUUUUGGAGACAUUUUAUUUAUUUAGGUUUUUAUCAGAUAUCAUUUACUUUUGUAUUCAGUUCAAACAAGUUACUUGUUUCCUCAUUGGUAUUUUAAUUGCUUUGAAAUAUUAGAUUUAAGACCGCUAUGACUCCUGAAUGUUUUCUUCGUUAUCAGAAAAUAGAGACAGCAUAAGAAACACGCACAUAGUGAAACAAGUAAAUAUAAGCAUAACGAAGUGUGUGUUUAUGUGUGUAUUAUUUAUUUGUGAAGCUGCAAGUACAUUUAUUUUUGUGGAGUACAUAAUCGUAAUGUAACAAAAUGUACCUAUCUAAUGUAUGUGAGCUUUAAAAUAUUUUUUUCUAUUUGUCACAUGAGCCACAGUACAAGUCUUCAUUACAUUCUAUAUUUCAUUAAAUAGGUUUUGUAGUGCUUUUUAUCUAUUGAAGAAAGAAUUGGGGGAAAACAAGGAAUGAUUUUUAUUAAAUGAAGCUGCCUAUGCAAAUAUGUGCCAAAACAUUAAUGAAACUUUUCCCAUUUGCAAGAUGGUGAAUAGGCUUUGAAAUAGAAGAGAAAGUUACUGACAAUCCAAGAACUAAGUCUUUUUUUAACUCCUUGUAUUGUCACUUCUUCUGUUUCUCUUCUCUUCCUCUUCUCCUUCUUCUUCUAAUCAUCAUAACACAUUGUCCUAGUUUGAUAAUGACCAUGUGAAAUUAUGCAUUUUGAAAAUGCUUUUCUUGAUAACCAAACUCUUUCACACAUUUGCAAUAUCCUGAUUUUGAUAUCUGUAUUUUCCCUUGUUCUCUUUGUGGGUAAGAAAAUGGGACUGGACAUAUAUUUAUGAUAUAUUUUGAAUGAGCAACACGUAUUGUACAAGUUCUGAUUUUCUAUUGAAGUAUUUUUUAUGGGACCAUCUAUUGUGUUUACAUACUUUGUUUCUUAGAGCUUAGUGUUACUUUAGCACACUAUGUAAUUUGGUCUUCUUUUGUAUUUAAUAUGUGAAAUUGUGGAAAAAUGCUGAUAUUUUUUUUCAAACUCUUCUAAGGGCUAAUCCUUUUUCUGAAUUUGUCAAAGAAAAAAUUGUUGGUAGCUUUAAUCCCUAUAAAAUGUUGUAGGUUAUAGGAAAUUGAAAAGUAUUCUUUAGCAGAACAUUAAUGUAUUUUAUAUACCUUGCCUCUGUUUCACUCCAAAAUAUUAAAUUUUAUUAAAAGUCAUGUUACUGUAAUGAAAGUUUAUAAUUGUUAGGUAAUGCUAUUAUUUUAUUAAAAUGUUGGUUGCCGCAAAUGUGUAUUGCAAGUUGACUAAUAUUUGUGUAAAAUAUAUUCAGUGUUGAAUAUCGUUUUCUUGAAACAGUUUGGAUCAUAUUAGUAUGAGAAAGGAGUUUUAAAAGAAUAAAGAGAAUCUAUGUUCGCGAUAAAGUCCUGGCAGACAACUUAAAAAGGAAGUACCAUUUUCUUGUUGCAUUUCACUGUAAGGAAUGUCCCUCUGUGAUAUAGGUUUGUAUUCAUAUAAAACAAAUUAAGAAUAAAACACACAUAAUAACUCCUGUUAUUGGUGUAACUGUUAAUGUUCUUAGUAUGUAUUUUGUUUAAGUAUUAACUUUUCAAAUGUAAAUUAGUGCUAUUUAUUUUUAAAUUGUACACCACAACCUUUCAGUCUUCGCGUCUUUCUUGGCUUUACAGGACCGGCUCAAGGAUUUUUUAGGGUGGGGAGAGGACUAUUUGUGGGUUCAACAUUUUCUCUUAAAAAAUAAUAUAAAUGUUAUUUCUCAGAAUAAGUAAAUUGUGAAAUAUUUCCAUGGGUACUUUCUGCAGCAUUUCUUCAAAAAUAAUUAUUUAUAAGACUUUUGUAUUGGUAAAUUGUAUUUGGUGUAUGUAUAAAACAUAAACAUUUCUGUUCUAUUUUUCGUAUUUGGACUCUUCUGGACAUUUUGCAACAGCACUAGUUGUAAUAGUCUUAAGCCGGCCCUGAUAAUCAGAAUUAUUUAAGUACAAUGUGACGUUUUAUGUUUAAUAUAUUAUUAUUAUUCAUUACUGUUUAGUUAAUGAGAAUUAGUGUCAAUGAUAUGUGUAUAAUAUCUGUAAAUUUACAUGUUAAUAGCCUAUAGAUAUUUAGAUAUGUUUUGUCUGCAGGUUUUAUGUUCCUUAAAAUAGUAACUGAGUUCAUAGAUAAUUUAACUUUUUGUUAUGUGAAAUAUGUAAAUAAGUAGUGGUAAUAUUGGGAUGUUUGGAAGUAUUAAGAUUAUUAAACUAUCUGUGUUCAAAUCAUUAGUACUAAAUGUCUGGUGAAUAAAGUAAAUUAGCAAAUUUUUUAGGUAAAUGUUUAAAGUGCAAAUUAGCAUUUCAUAUUUCUAGUUUUGGAUAUUGAUGGUCCAUUUAUUCAGAAACAUGUUCAGGUUUGAGGAUUAAAAUGUUUUGGUAAACUUUAUGAAAAUGCAUUCUUUCAGGAUGGAAAAUAAUAUAAGUAUUGUACAAUAAUUAAUGUAUUUUCUGCAAGGUUGGAGAUACGCUCAUACAGAACAGGAAUGUCAUUGAUUGUUUUAUGAGUGGCUGGAAGUAUAGAUGAGACUGAAAAUUUAUUUCUUAAUUUGUCGUGCAAUAGAUUUUUUUGAGAAAGUUUAAUUUUUUUUACCAAUAAGCCUUUUUUCAGUACUUAAUACUGUAAUCAGAAUAGUGAAAAGUAUGAAGAGGUGAGUACUCUUCAUUAUAAUUUUAGACAUUAAUACAUUUUCUUCUCUUUGUAUACAAAAUUGAACAAAAUAGGAAUAAACAGCACAAUAAUGAAUUGUA